Molecule: messenger RNA, 573 nt
Organism: Brassica oleracea var. oleracea
Lineage: Eukaryota; Viridiplantae; Streptophyta; Magnoliopsida; Brassicales; Brassicaceae
Exons: 1
Coding region: 1-573 (190 amino acids)
Molecular function (GO): nucleic acid binding; RNA-DNA hybrid ribonuclease activity
Source: RefSeq, a predicted model, not a curated record
AUGGCGGAUGAGAGAGUUUCAAGUGAGAGUCGAAGAGCUAUUUCUUGGUUAUUGUGGGCAAUAUGGAAGAACAUGAAUGCGAUCAUCUUCGCUAACACAAGAGACUCGGUGAGGAGACGAGUUCUAUUUGCAAUGGAGGAAGCUAAACUAUGGAAAGGGCUUAACAGGGCUCGUAACUCACCUUUGAACUGUCCUUCUGCUCUGGUCCUGGCCAGGAGUUGGUCUCCUCCACUGCAAUCUCAGGUGAAAUGUAACAUACAUGCGAACUGGCGUAAUAAUAAGCUGCAUUAUGGUGGCUCUUGGAUUACAAGAGAUUACCAAGGAAGAGUCAACCAUCAUUCACGAGAAGCUUUUACCUCUUCUCCGGACAGACUCACGGUAGAGCCAAGAGUUUUGUUAUGGGCUUUACAGAGUUUGAGAGACCUACAUGUUCAAGAAGUGGUAAUUGGCUCUGACUUAAGCGAACUCGUUGAAGCAAUUAAAAGACCUGCUGAUUGGCCAAAGUAUCGAUGGCUAUUACAACAGCCAACAGGUGGUGAAGUUAAUUGGUGCUUUCCCUAUGGUUGGUUUUGA